ACCUAGACUUUUUCUUUUAUAUUUAGUAAUACGGUGGUUUGUUCUUUAAUCAUUUCGUGUGUACGUUAAUUUUGUAGCCCAUGCUUUUGCAUAAUUAAAAAGUCUGCAGGAAACGUCGUAACGGAGACGCAAAGUAUCCCCUCCAUAGUCUUCCCAGCGAUCCGUGCGACAAGAUGGAUGUUGCACUGUAAAGAAAAUGGCGAUCGCACAAGAGAUUGGGAUGCAGCUGGGGGCGCGGGCCCACGUGUGAUUCGAGAAAUGUCCCCCAGCAGCAAUCGCGAACGUGAGUGUAAACCGGCGUGUACUUUGUUUUCGUCCCAAAGCUGCAAGAAUAUACGCAACGUUGUGUCCUACAACUAGCAAUAAAUGAAGACUAAUAUCCCACAUGAUUUUUCAGGGACAUAUACUCAUAACAAAGAAAGUUGAUGGUAUCGUGGGGGCCUAGGCGCGAGGAGACAUGUUCGACGUCUCUGAUCUUUCCGAAGAAGAGCGCAGCUUAUUCCGUCCAUUCACACGCGAGUCGCUUGCAACCAUUGAGGCUCGCAUCGCCGAGGAAUAUGCGAAGCAGAAGGAGCUCGAAAAGAAAAGAGUUGAAGGAGAGACCAGUUUUGGACGAAGGAAAAAGAAAAAAGAAAUUCGGUAUGAGGACGAGGACGAAGAUGAAGGCCCCCAACCUGAUCAAAGUCUGGAACAGGGACUACCUUUACCUGUACGACUUCAUGGCAGUUUCCCCCCAGAACUGUCAAGUACACCACUUGAAGACAUCGACCCUUUCUACAGUAAUCAAAGGACUUUUAUAGUGAUCAGCAAAGGAAAGGACAUAUUCAGAUUUAGUGCAACAAAUGCAAUGUGGAUACUCGAUCCAUUCAAUCCUAUCCGUCGAGUAGCCAUUUAUAUCCUAGUUCAUCAACUUUUUUCUCUCUUCAUUAUCACAACCAUUCUUGUUAAUUGUAUACUCAUGAUUAUGCCCACCACACCCACCGUAGAAUCUACUGAAGUGAUAUUUACCGGUAUCUACACGUUCGAGUCUGCUGUGAAGGUGAUGGCUAGAGGUUUUAUUCUUCAACCAUUCACCUACCUUAGAGAUGCAUGGAACUGGCUCGACUUCGUAGUCAUAGCUUUAGCUUAUGUUACAAUGGGUAUAGACCUUGGAAACCUUGCUGCCUUGAGAACUUUUAGAGUGUUACGUGCUCUAAAAACCGUUGCCAUAGUGCCAGGUUUAAAGACUAUCGUCGGAGCAGUUAUUGAAUCUGUGAAAAAUCUUCGCGAUGUGAUAAUUUUAACGAUGUUUUCCUUAUCAGUAUUUGCACUUAUGGGUUUACAAAUUUACAUGGGUGUGUUGACCCAAAAGUGCAUAAAGCAAUUUCCUAUGGAUGGUUCGUGGGGCGCGUUAACGGAUGAGAAUUGGGAACGAUUUGUAAAAAACGAUUCUAACUGGUUUGGUUCGGAGAAUGCCUAUCCGUUAUGUGGAAAUUCGUCGGGCGCGGGCGGGUGUGAUGAAGGAUAUAUUUGCCUGCAGGGUUACGGUAAAAAUCCCGAUUAUGGUUAUACCAGUUUCGAUUCCUUUGGUUGGGCUUUCCUUUCCGCUUUUCGUUUAAUGACUCAGGAUUUUUGGGAAAAUUUAUAUCAACAGGUUUUGAGAUCGGCAGGACCUUGGCAUAUGUUGUUUUUUAUUGUUAUCAUAUUCUUAGGCUCGUUUUAUUUAGUAAAUUUAAUCUUGGCCAUAGUAGCGAUGUCGUACGAUGAGUUGCAGAAGAAAGCCGAAGAGGAAGAGGCGGCAGAGGAAGAGGCUAUUAGGGAAGCAGAAGAAGCGGCCAGGGCUAAACAGAACGCGUUAGAUAACCCUCCUCCUCCACCUGCGACAACGGUCACCGACGCCGCGCAAGACAUUGUGAAAUCUCCUUCUGAUUUUUCGUGUCAUAGCUACGAACUGUUCGUGGGGCAAGAAAAAGGCCACGACGAUAAUAACAAGGAGAAGAUGAGCAUACGAUCAGAAGGACUAGAUUCCGUGAGUGAGCAGAGAAGAGUUCCUACUAAUCCUUCCAAGAUGCGGAAAGUCAGCGCUACCAUGUCACGUGUUCAGGCAAGUCUCAGUCUUCCUGGGUCGCCCUUCAAUUUACGGCGAGGUUCACGAGGUAGCCACCAGUUCACGCUGCGCCAAAACCGGCGCAUGGUGGCACCCCCUGGUGAUCGGAAACCUUUGGUAUUGUCCACGUACCUUGAUGCCCAGGAACACCUGCCUUAUGCCGACGACUCCAAUGCCGUCACCCCUAUGAGUGAAGAAAAUGGUGCUAUGGUUGUUCCCAUGUAUUACGCUAACUUAGGUUCACGUCAUUCAUCGUUUACAUCACAUAUGUCGCGCAUGUCUUACACGUCACACGGAGACCUACUGGGAGGAUUGAGCGGAAAUGGCAAAGUUAUGACGAAGGAAAGUCAACUGCGAUCUAGAUCUAUGAGAAAUACACCAAUGGCUACCACAAACUAUGCCGAAUUUAACCAUAAACCUCAUCGGGGAGACUACGAUGGUCCAACGGGAUUGUGUGAAACAAAAUUGAAGCACUUGGAUAAUCCGUUCAUUGACAGUAGCCAAAGACAAACAUUUGUCGAUAUGAAAGAUGUGAUGGUUCUCAACGACAUAAUCGAGCAAGCAGCGGGACGCCAAAGUGAAACGAGUGAUCAUGGAGUUUCUGUGUAUUAUUUCUCAGCGAACGACGAUGAAGAGGACGAACCAACAGUCAAAGAACGUUUGCUGGCUACAACAAUGAAAAUGAUAGAUUUAUUAUGCGUUUGGGACUGUUGCUGGCCAUGGCUGACGUUUCAAAAAUAUGUAUCGCUCUUAGUUUUCGACCCAUUCGUGGAAUUGUUUAUAACCCUAUGCAUUGUUGUUAAUACACUUUUUAUGGCGCUCGACCAUCACAAUAUGGAUAAGCAACUCGAAAAGGCUCUUAAAAGUGGAAACUAUUUUUUUACGGCAACGUUCGGAAUUGAAGCGUCUUUAAAACUAAUAGCGAUGAGUCCAAAGUACUACUUCCAGGAAGGCUGGAAUAUUUUCGACUUUAUUAUCGUGUUUCUAUCUCUUCUUGAGCUUGGUUUGGAAGGCGUUCAGGGACUAUCCGUUUUACGAUCGUUUCGUUUGUUGAGGGUUUUCAAAUUGGCCAAAUCGUGGCCGACGUUAAAUUUACUCAUUUCCAUUAUGGGUAAAACGAUGGGUGCUUUAGGUAAUCUAACGUUUGUGUUAUGCAUUAUAAUAUUUAUAUUCGCCGUAAUGGGUAUGCAGUUGUUCGGAAAAAAUUAUACAGACAACGUUGACCGAUUUUCUGAUCAUGCGGUACCGAGAUGGAAUUUCAUAGAUUUUAUGCACUCAUUUAUGAUUGUGUUUCGAGUACUAUGCGGCGAGUGGAUAGAAUCUAUGUGGGACUGUAUGUUAGUCGGUGACGUAUCGUGUAUUCCAUUCUUCCUUGCAACAGUUGUGAUUGGUAAUCUUGUGGUUUUGAAUCUAUUCUUGGCCUUGCUUUUGAGCAACUUCGGUUCGGCAAAUCUAUCUCCAACCACGGCAGACAACGACACAAAUAAAAUAGCGGAAGCGUUUGUUCGCAUUGGACGAUUUAGUGCAUGGGUGAAAAGUAGUAUAUUGCAUAUUUUAAAACUGAUCCGGUUCAAACUCACCAAUCAGAUAUCUGACCAGCCGCCAGGUGAGGGACCGUCCAACAGUUGGAACCAAGAUACAAGAGACGGGGUUUUAGAAUUGUCUCGCGAUGAAAUAUUGGCCGACGGUAUCAUUUUUCGCGAUAAGAAAAGCCCAAAGGAUAGAUUAGAGGUUACAAUUGGAGAUGGUAUGGAAUUCACGAUACACGGCGAUUCAAAAACAAACCUGAAACGCGGUAAAAAUAGUUUAAACAAAAGCAAAACUAUCGGUAACUCCAUUCUAGAACAUGGCGAUUUCAUAAGCCACUUAGACGAUGACCAAAUUAGCAACAAGUCAUACGGUAGCCAUAAGAAUAGGUUUAAAGACGAAAGCCAUAAGGGAAGCGCGAACACACUAGACCCAGACGAACAUGAAGAAAAGCGCGACGCGAGCAAAGAAGAACUGGGAAUUGAAGAUGAUGAAGAAGAGUGCGACUGCCAACGUCCAUUAGAUGAAGAUCUGGUAGAUGCAGCAACGGACGAUGUUAUUAUGCAAGAUUACGCAUCCGAUUGCUUUCCUGAAUCAUGUUACAAAAAGUUUCCAUUACUCGCCGGUGAUGACGAUUCGCCCUUCUGGCAGGGCUGGGCUAAUCUUCGUUUUAAAACGUAUCAGUUAAUAGAAAAUAAAUAUUUUGAAACGGCAGUUAUUACCAUGAUUCUGUUAAGUAGUUUAGCCCUAGCCUUAGAAGACGUAUAUUUACCUCAACGCCCAAUUUUACAAGACAUCCUCUAUUAUAUGGAUAGAAUAUUUACCGUAAUAUUUACUUUUGAAAUGUUAAUUAAAUGGCUGGCCCUUGGAUUUCAAAAGUACUUCACGAACGCGUGGUGCUGGUUAGACUUUGUUAUUGUAAUGGUAGGUGGCAACGGAAUGGAAGAGUGGGAAAUUUACUGUGUGUUGCAGGUAUCGUUGAUAAAUUUUAUAGCAUCUCUGUGUGGAGCUGGAGGAAUACAAGCUUUUAAAACCAUGAGAACGUUAAGAGCACUUCGUCCAUUGAGAGCGAUGUCCCGGAUGCAGGGGAUGAGGGUAGUCGUAAAUGCCCUGGUGCAAGCAAUUCCGUCUAUCUUCAAUGUAUUGUUAGUGUGUUUGAUAUUUUGGUUAAUUUUUGCAAUUAUGGGCGUCCAGUUAUUUGCGGGGAAAUACUUCAAGUGUGUUGAUCAAAACAAAUCAACGUUGAGUUAUGAGAUCAUUCCUGACCGUAACGCGUGUGACACCGAAAAUUACACGUGGGAAAAUUCGCGGAUGAACUUUGACCAUGUUGGAAAGGCAUAUCUGUGCUUAUUUCAAGUUGCAACGUUUAAGGGUUGGAUACAAAUUAUGAACGACGCAAUCGAUUCGCGUGAGCAACAAGAUAAGCAACCUAAACGAGAAACCAACAUUUACAUGUAUCUGUACUUUGUAUUUUUCAUUAUCUUUGGAUCAUUUUUUACGCUUAAUCUGUUCAUCGGUGUCAUCAUCGACAAUUUCAACGAGCAAAAGAAAAGGGCUGGUGGAUCUUUGGAAAUAUUUAUGACGGAAGAUCAGAAGAAGUAUUACAACGCAAUGAAAAAGAUGGGAUCUAAGAAACCCAUGAAAGCUAUUCCUAGACCUAAGUGGAGACCACAAGCUAUAGUUUUUGAAAUUGUAACAAAUAAGAAAUUUGAUAUGAUUAUCAUGUUGUUUAUUGGGCUUAACAUGUUGACGAUGACGAUGGAUCAUUAUCAACAAGCACAAACGUUUACUGAUAUUUUGGAUUGGCUCAAUACAAUAUUUAUUUGUAUUUUCUCCACCGAGUGCCUCAUGAAAAUUUUUGCAUUACGUUAUCACUAUUUUACCGAGCCUUGGAAUCUAUUCGAUUCUGUCGUUGUUAUAUUCUCCAUCCUGAGUCUUGUGCUCAGCGAUAUUAUUGCUAAGUAUUUCCUAUCGCCAACGUUACUUCGUGUAGUACGAGUAGCAAAAGUGGGCCGAGUGUUGCGUCUAGUUAAAGGUGCUAAAGGCAUUCGGACGUUAUUAUUUGCCUUAGCAAUGUCAUUGCCUGCAUUAUUCAACAUAUGUUUGUUACUCUUUCUCGUUAUGUUCAUUUUUGCUAUAUUCGGGAUGUCGUUCUUCAUGCACGUUAAAGAAAAGAGUGGCGUGGAUGACGUCUACAAUUUUAAAACAUUUGGACAAUCUAUGAUCUUACUUUUUCAGAUGUCAACCUCUGCUGGCUGGGACGGUGUUUUGGACGGUAUAAUAAAUGAAGAGGAGUGUAAAGAACCAAAUUUGGAAAUCGGCGAGACGGGAAAUUGCGGGAAUUCGACGAUCGGAAUAGCAUUUUUGCUUAGUUAUCUAGUGAUAUCGUUUCUAAUUGUUAUAAACAUGUACAUCGCCGUUAUCUUGGAAAAUUAUUCUCAAGCGACGGAAGAAGUUCAGGAAGGUUUAACGGACGACGACUACGAUAUGUAUUACGAAAUAUGGCAGCAGUUUGAUCCCGAGGGAACGCAAUAUAUUCGCUACGAUCAACUGUCCGAAUUUCUCGAUGUGCUUGAGCCCCCACUUCAGAUUCACAAACCGAAUAAAUAUAAAAUUGUAUCUAUGGAUAUUCCAAUUUGUACAGGCGAUAUGAUGUAUUGUGUAGAUAUUUUAGAUGCGCUUACAAAAGAUUUCUUUGCGCGAAAGGGCAAUGCUAUAGAAGAAUCGGCAGAACUGAACGAAGUACAAGCGAAACCCGUUAUCCCUGGUUACGAAACCGUAAGUUCGACGUUAUGGCGACAGCGAGAAGAGUAUUGCGCUAGAUUAAUACAAAACGCUUGGCGAAAGCAUAAGCGUCAACGAUGUGGUGCAUCGGAACAAUCAGACAAAGGUGACGCUGAUGGAGAUGGGGAAUUGGAAGGUAGACAAACAGCUGUAUUGGUGCAAAGUGAUGGGUUUAUGACUAAGAAUGGUCAUAAAGUAGUGCUCCACAGUCGUACACCGAGCCUUAGUUCACGAUCUGCAGAUGUAUGAGACUGGCCCCGUCCCUCCCCGGCCGAGCAUUAAAAAAUUGCUACAACAGGCUGGUUGUAUCGUGCGUUAUUUUAUUUCAGCUGUUCAGCAAAUUUCUUGAAAAUGCAUACAUCGAAUUCUAAAAAAAAUAACUUAGGUAUCCGAACGGAGAUUAUUUGUGUGUGACCUUAGUAGAAAUACAGCUGAGAUAAAAUGUAUGGCUGUUGAAUGGACCUGUGCUGUGUAGUUUGAUGGAGAAGAUACCUUUCACUUACUAUCAACUGCUUUAACUGCUCAUAUUGCUAUUCAUAUUAAUGAUAAGUGUACAAACUAUUAUGCAGUAACUAAAAUUAAUAGUUUUAUGAACAGUGCGUACGUGCCGUACACGCGCCAACUAGGUAUUUAUAAAAUUCCAAAAUAUAUCUGCCACUACUUAAAUAAACGCUUAUGUCCCAGCAUAAGUCGACAUUUUACGUAAAGGCAAAUGGGAAGUCUAAAAAAAUCUAGUUAUCGAAUUGAAGUCAGUUGAUAAAAGAAAACAAACAAUUUUUACGUUCAUAUCUUCCAAGUUUCUAUCGAUUUUUCAAACAUUUAAACUAUAUACAAUGCGUUGCUUCGUUUUUACUUUAUUGCAGAUUAUCACCAUUUUUCGAUAUCAUCUCCCCAUGGGAAGGUUCAAAAAUUGACCCCACCCCAAAAGAGCAAUUCAUCUUUUGUCACACCAUAUCGCUUACGCGCUUUUGCAUUACUACGUGUCCAACAGUUUUCCAUACAUUCUGCAAUAUCGUCUAAAAUACCCUUAAUCAAUUUGCAUUCUGUAUAUACUUUAAAUGCUAAUUUUUUACAAAUCCACUGAUAUAACGCUGCAUUUGACAACUAAAGUGCAGCAAGCCUUCAUGUUGAUAAAAUGGAAGCAUCAGUUCCCAAGUUGCUUCCAUAUUCUUAGUUCAAUAACUUCCAGCCAUAGUAUGUGAAAAGUGUACUCAUUUUGCCAAUUUCGGAUAAUUUUUACUAUACAAUAUGUAAGUAAAGAAAUGCACAAACGCAAAACUUUAUACUUUUCGAGAUAUGGCCCAACAUUACUGUAAAUGGAACCAAAUAAUUUGAUAGUAGACAAUUUAAAAAUCAAAUCGUCGAGUUAAUUAUAAAGAUUAUGGUGCUUUUUCAAUUUGCUAUUCUUCAAGCUGUCUUCACAUGCUACAUGGACCGCAAUUGGGGGAGGGGCGAACGGGCAUUUGCUAAAAUACACGGAUUUUGUAUGCCUCAUAAGACACUAUAUAUUGUAAGUUUGUAUGCGUGACAUUUUUUCGGCACUACUUUUAAAAUACUUACGGCACAUGUGUUUUAUAUUUAUAAAAAAAUUGUAUGAGCUUAUUAUGACAAAUUUGCUUAAUUACACUCAUUUAUAAAGAUAAAAUCGUGAAACUAAACGAACACUCCUGUUGAGACUAAAUGUAUUAGUUUGCUUACACGAUUUCGUAAUUAGAUUAUCAAAACGGCCACAUGCGUUGCCAUUUAUCGUCGCACAUCGGCAUGAAAAAUGUCACUCAUACCACUACGCAAAUUUUGAUUCUAACAAAAGAUCAGCGCAUAGAUGUAGUUGAUUGAUUGUCAUUAUAUGUUUAAAUACGUGCUGUUACAAUAUCAUUCUGUUACGCGAUUAUUACUAAUAUAUUAUUGUUACACAUUUAUAAAAAAAACAUUAAAAGUCCAGAGUUGUGUCUGUACUCGCUCUUAGUUUCUGUUGAGAGCAAACAUUCUGAAACAUCGACCGAUAUUCCCAAUCGGCCGAAGUUUCAGACAUUUUUACUAUGAAAAAACCUGCUGGUUUCAGGUUCGGUUUGCUAGCAGUGCUGGUAAAGACACGAUUUUGGGACUAGAAUGUAAAGUGAUAAAUAAUUAUAUUUAUGCGGCCAAUUGCUACAAAUAGUUAUUGUUUUAAAAAAUCACCGCUUGGAUAUGGUUGCAAAACAGUUCAAAAAACGAUUGCGUCUUCGGUGGAAAAGCAACUGUUGUGCGAGUGUGUCGCAUUUUAAUACCAAAUAAGCUAUACACAAAAUUAUUGAACAACAGGCACCAUUAUUGUUUCAAUAUCCUGCCGUUUGUUACAUCUACCAUCAUCUUUGACUUUUUUGUGGCUCGUCCUAAUGAAUUUAUUAUUAUAGUCAAAUUCGCCCGAUGUUUUAUUGGCAGAAAGUAAUUGGACCUUAAACGCAUUUGAUAUAGAAGCUUGCCCUCCAAUUAAUGUACGCGUCUCUUUAAAUUUUCCAAAUAAAAUUUGUAAGAGCGUAAAUAAUUUAAACCAACCAAUAUUUUUUUACCAAGCAUAUACGCACUAUUAUGCCCUCGUGGAAAAUUUAAAAUGAACGCUUACAAUGUAUUUAAAAAAAAGUGCGUCCAAAAAUGUGGUGCGAGGGUAGCGUUCGCCUACAUUAUUUUUUUGCAAAACGUCUUUUAUACCUAUGUAUUCGAAUAAAACAUUUUAGAUAGGUCAAGACUGAGUACGCAUAUUUCAGUCAAAACUGUAUGCACAAUAAAUGACAAUUUCAAUCCCUCUAAAGUGAUUACUAAAUUCAUUAGACAACACACAAAAAAGGGCAUGCAUUUUGCACAUGACUGUAAACAUGCUUUUUUUGCAUAUGAAAGCAAUGUUAAUGUACGCAGCCAUAUAUGUAUGUAUUGUUGAAUAUACAUAUAAAUAUGCCACAAAUACAUUUGGACAACUCAUUAAUGUAAUAUAAUAAUCAUAGUAUUACAACAUAUAUACAUACAUAAUUUUUCUAAGCAAUCGUUGUUUUAGGAUAGCUAUGGUAUGUUAAGAUUUAGUUCGUAAGCUUGGCGAAAAGUUAAGGCGAUGAAUCUCGAUUUUAAGUCACAACAUUAUUAUAUACAACCACCGAAAUAUUGAAUUCCUUUUGAAAUUAGCUUGUUUUUAAUCAAAACAUGCUGUGUUGAAAAAGAGGUAAAAACCACUUUAUUCUACAAAAAGAGCUUUAUAUUUCAAUUAAAAAUAAAACCAUUUGAAAUAUGCCAUUUUUA
Photinus pyralis (common eastern firefly) is the source of this 9664-nucleotide messenger RNA. RefSeq names its product sodium channel protein para (gene para). Bases 458 to 6646 code for a protein of 2062 amino acids. Lineage: Eukaryota; Metazoa; Arthropoda; Insecta; Coleoptera; Lampyridae. The record is from RefSeq and is a predicted model, not a curated record. Gene Ontology annotation, biological process: sodium ion transmembrane transport; membrane depolarization during action potential; neuronal action potential. Gene Ontology annotation, cellular component: voltage-gated sodium channel complex; plasma membrane. The transcript has 29 exons. Gene Ontology annotation, molecular function: voltage-gated sodium channel activity; calcium ion binding.